AGGAAAGAACUCCACCAGGAAAUACAAAUAAGAAGCUGCUGUCCACGGAAAGGAAUUUUCAGACAAAAUAUCAGAUAAACUCGCUGCCUUGUCUACUAAAAUGGAUGAAACACUUUUCCAGUUGAGGUUCACAUCAAAGCAGCUAGAAAAGCUGGCUAAGAAAGCAGAGAAGGACUCCAAAGCUGAACAGGCCAAAGUGAAGAAGGCACUGCAGCAGAAGAAUGUGGAAUGUGCUAGGGUAUAUGCAGAGAACGCCAUUCGUAAGAAAAAUGAGGGUUUGAACUGGCUGCGCAUGGCUUCUCGUGUUGAUGCAGUGGCUUCCAAAGUUCAGACCGCCGUCACAAUGAAGGGGGUAACUAAGAACAUGGCCCAAGUGACCAAGGCUCUGGACAAAGCGCUGAGCUCCAUGGACCUGCAGAAGGUUUCUGCUGUUAUGGACAAAUUUGAAAGCCAGGUCCAAAAUCUGGAUGUGCAUACCUCUGUGAUGGAGGACUCCAUGAGCUCAGCCACAACGCUGACUACACCCCAGGAGCAAGUGGAUGACCUCAUCAUGCAGAUUGCCGAAGAGAGUGGUCUGGAGGUGAUGGACCAGCUCAGCCAGCUUCCUGCUGGAGCUUCCUCACUGGGAGAGAGCUCUGUACGCAGCCAGGAGAAGGAGGAUCAGCUGUCCCGCAGGUUGGCUGCAUUGCGGAACUGAAGAUGUCACCAAGCAGGAUGACAAGCAGCAGGAGAGUUGCUUGGAAAUGAACUGUUUCCAUCACACUGUUUAUACUGAGAGUCUCAUUAUAUUGAUCCCAUCCUUGGGUCUAUUUAUACACACAUCACUCAGAGUGCUGCUGAAAUUACCACAUAAGAUCGUUAACCUCCUCUCUCUCUGCUCCUCCAUUUGUCCACACUUAUAUUUUAUCCCUACUUUCCUCACAUUUUUAUUCCUCCUCUCCCCUUGCACUCCCAGAUGAUAUCCAGAGGAUCUUUGGUGGCAGUUUUCCUAUUCUCCCAUCUCAUAGGAAAAGAAGUUUAAAAUAAAGAAAAUAUUUCAAAUUUAUUUUUUAAAAUGCUUUAUAUAAGUAUGGGAUGUGGUUGUUCCUCAAGGGCCAUAUCCCCUAUUUGUAUUUUAAGGUGAAUAUUUUUUUUCGUUUGUUUUGUUGAAAUCAAGUCACAGACAUGUAUAUUCUGGGGUCAGAGGAGUAGAUAUGUGAUAGACAAUGAAAUCUGCCUCCAGAUGAACAAAGCAGGAAUGCUGGGUGUUGGUCAUGUAAAUUAAGUGCUUUCACCCUGAGUGAUAUAGAAACCCACUGUAUCUGCAUAGUGCAACACUAAGAAAUGCGUCCUUUAGUUUGUGUAUCACCUCACAUUUUACCAUACACUUGCAUGGACAUGCUGUCCUAUCCAGUCUGAUCUCUUCAUUUGACUUGCUGGUCCCUCGGUCAGAUAUCACAUCAAUAUCUGUCCAAGGUUACACUGAGUACAGACUGUUGUUGAUCUCAAUGCUGUUUGCUCUUUUUUCAGAUUUUUAUUUUUUUUUAGUGCUACCUGUUUUCAUUUUAUUUUGUCAAUUUGCUGUCUGUGCCUGCUUUGAUUCUGCUUGUUGAUUUAUGCCUUACUGGGAUACAGGUGCUUGUCUAGACAGCGCUUCUUCAGUGCCUGAGUGGAGUAAUUAAAACUUUUUCUAGAGAUUAAAAGUUGUAGUGACAGGCAGAAGGAUGCUUGCUGGGGCAAUAAAGUAGUGGCGCAGUCUUGUCCCUAACUCAUAGUCUCAAGUUAAAGAAAGCAUAGUAACUAUCUGCACAGUGACUUCAUAAGCAUCAGUUUCUUUGAAGAUUCUUUAAAAUUGCUUUAUAUGGAAGGGUUAUGUAUGUUGAAAGUCACAUUUAUGUUGUCACUGCUUUUGUAUUAUAUGUUUAUAUUCGGAUAAGUCCCCCUUUUUCCAGAAUUAAACCGUUUUCCUGUGAAAUGUCCGUGUCUGCUUCUGAGUGGUGUGAAUGUGUUCAUCACUGUAGGCAUCUGGGUUUCUGGGCUGCACUUUAUCAGAAUCUUGCUUGAGUGUGUCUGGUGGCUGGAAAUAUGUCUAAAAAGUCUUGUGGCAUUAUGUUGUCAUGUACCCAUUAGCAUGGAAUGAUCUCCCUCACUUUUCCUUUUCUAUUUUUCCUAUUAGAGACAAAAUAAGGAA
This is a messenger RNA of Scleropages formosus (Asian bonytongue), 2170 nucleotides long. RefSeq names its product charged multivesicular body protein 1A (gene chmp1a). Gene Ontology annotation, biological process: vacuolar transport. The record is from RefSeq and is a predicted model, not a curated record. Lineage: Eukaryota; Metazoa; Chordata; Actinopteri; Osteoglossiformes; Osteoglossidae. Bases 101 to 697 code for a protein of 198 amino acids. The transcript has 7 exons.